Messenger RNA from Microdochium trichocladiopsis, 906 nucleotides. RefSeq lists its product as uncharacterized. Lineage: Eukaryota; Fungi; Ascomycota; Sordariomycetes; Xylariales; Microdochiaceae. Bases 1 to 906 code for a protein of 301 amino acids. The transcript is spliced from 9 exons. The record is from RefSeq and is a predicted model, not a curated record.
AUGUUGACCAUUGAAAGUAGGGGUGAACGCCCUUUCGUGCACGACAUCAACUGCCACAAUGAACAGCAAAUAGUACCAGAAGACUCUGAGGAUUCCAUGCUAGUAUUCGCGCAAGCUCUACUGGCUGUCACAGUUGAGCCCGUAGAAGCUGGUUCUUUCUUCGGUCUGGCCAAGUGCUCUAUUCUUGGGGAAAAGCCAAAUAACUCGUUUCACAAUCAGGCGAUCACUGCCAAAAGCCCGAGAACGCAAUUACUCAACAAGAAAUACAGGACGUCAGACGCUCGGAACUGGGGCAACUCCCCAGAAUUGACCGGCGCCCAGCGCAACUACACCAAGCCCAGUAGUAUGGACAGACUGUCCAGGCUGCAAAUACCGCUUGGCGAAGUCUCCAAAUCCGACACAGUCUUUCUUGGUGAUUUCCAUUUUGAGGCUGCGUGUGUCAGAAGAUUGAACACCGGCAGAUGGUUCAAUCAAGAUCUGGUUCUCUUGGCGAUGCACCUCGUGGACAAGUUAUCCAAUGUCCGCGUCGGUUUCUCGAUUCCAAUUCAAGGAAGUGGAGGCAAAACCUUGGCCAAACCGCCGCCAAGCAGCAAGAUCUUCCACUACGACUCCAUGAACCGCGCAAACGAAGACGUCAAGAAUGCCUGUCGAGCACAGUUCAGAGAUUACAUGUUCCACGCACAUACUGGCUUUAUCCAGAACGAUGGUUCCAGCUGCGGCCCUCUGCAAUACCUUCAAGCCAGUGAAGUCAUCAAAAAGAAAAGCCGAGGCCAAUCCGACAGAGACGCCGAAGAAGAAGUCCUUGGAGGGGAAUACGAACAAACGGAAAGCCGAGGCCGAACCGACAGAGGCGGCGAAGAGGACGUCCUUGGAACUGAGGAUGAGGAGUUGAACAGACCUGUCUAA